UGAGCCACUCAACAACAACAACACAUUUAUUUGCCACUACUACUACAUAUAUACUCACACUCAUUUCCUCCAUAUAUGUGUGUGUUCAUCUCUUUCUUCUCCAAUCUCUUAUAUACACCAUAGCCAAACCCUAGAGCUUGGCUUAGCUUUGCAUGGAGUAGAUGAGAAAAACUGUUGAUUAUUAGGGUUUCAGGGUGUUCGAUGAAAUAGGUGAAAAGGGUAGUCAUUAGAAGUAGUUGAUCUAAUUAAGAUAUGGAUCAAUUGGUGUUUUUAUGGAUGGGACUAAUUGUUGUUGCAGCGACGUCGUUUUGGCUAUGGUGGUUUUGGUCUAAUCAUGAUAAUAAUAAGAAGAAGAAACUUCAUCUUCUUCAUCGAGUUCCUAAAGGGAACAAGGGUUGGCCUGUUCUUGGAGAAACCAUUGAGUUCAUUGCUUCUGGUUACACAUCUCAACCUGUCAGCUUCAUGGAAAAACGCAGAUCUCAGUAUGGGAAGGUGUUUAAAACACAUAUAUUGGGAACAGCCAUAAUAGUAUCAACAGAUGCAGAGGUGAACAAAGUGGUUUUACAAAACCAGGGCAACACAUUCAUUCCAGCUUAUCCAAAAUCCAUCACAGAAUUGUUAGGUCAAAACUCCAUUCUCCAAAUCAAUGGAGCCUUUCACAAACGAGUUCAUGCACUCAUUGGGGGCUUUCUCAGAACACCACUUUUCAAAGCUCGAAUCACCCAAGCCAUUCACCAUUCUGUUCAACUCAACUUGGCUUCUUGGUCCAACAUGCAACUCCUUUACGUCCAAGACCAAGCCCAAAAGAUUACCUUUGAAGUGUUGGUGAAAGUGUUAAUGAGCGUUGGUCCUGGUGAAGAUUUGAACUCAUUGAAAGUUGACUUUGAAGAAUUCAUUAAAGGGUUAAUUUGCUUACCUGUCAAGCUCCCUGGAACAAGACUCUACAAAUCUCUCAAGGCCAAGGAGAGGUUGUUAAAGAUAGUGGGACGAAUAGUAGAAGAGAGAAAAGCAGCCAUGGAAAAUAGAAAUAAUAAUAAUAAUAAUGAUGAUGAUAAUAAGGAAAGAGGUGUAGGGAAUGAUGUGGUGGACGUGCUACUACAGGAAAGCUAUGACUCGGACGAGAGUCGACGACUGCCGUUGGAUUUCAUCACCGGAAACAUCAUAGAGAUGAUGAUCCCUGGUGAGGAAACGGUUCCCAUGGCCAUGACCUUGGCUGUCAAAUACUUAAGUGACAACCCCGUCGUUCUAGACCACUUAAGGGAGGAAAACAUGGAGUUGAAGAAGAAGAAAAUGAUUGAUAACUUGGGUAAUUGUACAUGGACUGAUUACAUGGAGUCUUUGCCAUUUACUCAAAAUGUGAUAAGUGAGACUUUGAGAAUAGCAAAUAUCAUUAAUGGGAUAUGGAGAAAAGCUGUAAAAGAUGUUGAGAUCAAAGGCUAUUUUAUACCGAAAAACUGGUGUGUCUUGGCAUCUCUUAUUUCGGUUCACAUGGAUGAAGAGAAUUAUGAAAACCCAUAUGAGUUUAAUCCAUGGAGAUGGGAGAAGACAGGUACAACCGUUAAUAGUAAUAUCUUUACACCAUUUGGUGGUGGACAAAGACUGUGCCCUGGUUUGGACUUAUCUAGACUUGAACUAGCAAUAUUUCUUCAUCAACUUGUCACCAAAUACAGAUGGAUAGCAGAGAAGGAUGAAAUUGUUCACUUUCCAACUGUCAAGAUGAAGAGGAAGCUGCCCAUUAGAGUCACAUCAAUAAGCACUUGAAAAGUCUUUUGAUUGACCCAUCAUGCAUAACAUGUACAAAUACAUAAUUUAAUUUAGGGAUUGUUAUAUUUCAAUCUAUAUCUAUUCAUUUCAUUAUAUAUAUAUAUAUAUAUAUAUUUGUGAAGAUAUUGGGAGGAACAUAUCAUUGUGUUAGUUCUAGUGUCACUGUCUUUGUCUACAGCAAGAGGUUUAUUAACAAAAUUUUGAAGUGGGGAAGAUCAAAUCCAACUCCCAUAUCUUAAGUUUCCCCAUAUAAUAAAUCUUCUGCUUUUUUUUUCUUUUCUUUUUUGUGCGUUUGAUGAACUCUUGUGGCAUAGUUUGUGUACUCAAAAUAAGGCUCACAGUGUGCUUUGUCGCAUACAACACUCGUAGGGGCUCACAGACUCUCCCUCCACCAGUACAAUCAACACACUCAAUAAUAUGAAAACUGGUGGGAGCCAUUCACUACAAUGGUGCCAAAAAUGGUCACGGUUACUUGUCCAACCCCUCCACACAUAUCUACAUCAUCCAUCGAAGACACACCUUCAUCUGCACACUGUACUCGAACACCAACAAAAGAAAAAGAAAAAAAAUUACAAAAUCCCCAGGGUCUCCCCAAAAAGAUAAGAUGUGCAAAGACAGUUUGAUAUCAUAUCAGGCUUAUCAACAACUGUCUAUUUUGGCUCAGAAAACAAUAUGAAGUAGUGGUUUUAAGAUUUAAAAACCAGUCCUCUGAAUGGUUCUACCUUAGCUUGGAUCAAAGUUAGCAAGCAAGUGCCUUGCUCUUAAGGUUGUAAUGGCAUUUUCCCUUUUUGUAGGUAUCUUUACGAGAAAUUGGUGAAAAUGACAUUUAUUUUUAAAUGA
Molecule: messenger RNA, 2604 nt
Organism: Humulus lupulus (European hop)
Lineage: Eukaryota; Viridiplantae; Streptophyta; Magnoliopsida; Rosales; Cannabaceae
Product: 3-epi-6-deoxocathasterone 23-monooxygenase CYP90C1
Exons: 9
Coding region: 253-1761 (502 amino acids)
Biological process (GO): multicellular organism development; sterol metabolic process; brassinosteroid homeostasis
Molecular function (GO): heme binding; iron ion binding; oxidoreductase activity, acting on paired donors, with incorporation or reduction of molecular oxygen, NAD(P)H as one donor, and incorporation of one atom of oxygen
Source: RefSeq, a predicted model, not a curated record